Molecule: messenger RNA, 5201 nt
Organism: Hemibagrus wyckioides
Lineage: Eukaryota; Metazoa; Chordata; Actinopteri; Siluriformes; Bagridae
Gene: nfatc2a
Product: nuclear factor of activated T cells 2a
Exons: 10
Coding region: 344-2878 (844 amino acids)
Biological process (GO): regulation of transcription by RNA polymerase II; cytokine production; calcineurin-NFAT signaling cascade
Cellular component (GO): transcription regulator complex
Molecular function (GO): DNA-binding transcription factor activity, RNA polymerase II-specific; RNA polymerase II cis-regulatory region sequence-specific DNA binding; transcription factor binding
Source: RefSeq, a predicted model, not a curated record
CUCCGCAGGAAAAGCCCUGCUGCCUCCGACAUGGAGCCGCUCCAGGGUCGCCAUGGAGAAGCGCAUAAACAGGAGGAAACACUGAGGGAAUCCCGUUAUUUUACAGCAUUGGCCCAUAUUAUAAACAGCCCGAGCUGAGAAGGAAGCCGCUUUCGGUGCUCACAGUAAAUCCUCAGAGCAACAGGGGAAAGAAGUCAGUUGCAGUUCCACUGCAUUUUUUUUAUCUACUCAUCUGAGGGAUUAUUUUUUUUCGCUCGAUUCUUUUUUUUUAAUUUCUAGUUUUCUACCUAUUAUGACGUGCAAAGUUUUUUAAUUUUUAAUUUUGAACUGUAUUUGCCUCCAAAUGUUUAAAGAGACUUGGAGACUGGCGCAAUACCACAACAUGAGGUCGAUGGAUCAAGAUGACACCAAUCUCCCUCUACACUCACAUCCUUACCCCUUGGACGAGCCAUCCCCCUACACUGAAAGCAGCACUGAAGCUCUUUCUGCCUAUGAGCACCUGGAGCCUAAAAAUUACGUAGAGCAAGUAAGAUCUGGGCCCCAAGCUGUGAGUCCCAGGAUUGAGAUCACGCCAUCACGUGAGCAUCAUAGCCAUGGGUCCAACUCACUCCAUGACCCGCUGGUGAAUGCCAGCCCCAGGCCUACACUCACUGUGCCUGGUCUGGAUUGUGCCAUCUACCGUGAGCCUCAGUGCCUGAGCCCAGCGAGCAGCAACUCCUCAGCCUCGUGGCACUCUGAAACAUACUCGCCUUUCGCAUCACCCUGUGUGUCCCCAGGUAGUGGGCAGGCUGUGGCUGGUGAGCUGUGUCCUCGCUUCCAAAACAUCCACACCGGCUCCCCUCGCACCAGCCCAGGCACAUCACCUCGCACCAGCCUGACUGAGGAGAACAGCUCAUCCCCAAGGCCCAGUUCUCGCUCUACAUCGCCUCAGGGCAAACGCACCUACGAAAUGUACCGGAACCCAAAUCUGGUGGCUGUGGCUCGAUCACGAAGUCCUUCGCCACAUGGCAGCCAUGAUGACCGUCAUACCGGCACCCAUUAUGGCUCCAACAGUGUGACAGAGGUUGUUAAUGGGUUUGGGCCAGGGUCAGUACCCACAAAGAUUGUGAGAACCAACCAGCCAGGCUACACUAUAUACCCAGAUGGCCAUGGAGAGAGCUACCUGGUGGAACAAGACGUCAAGACCAAAGCGGAGCAAUACUUUGUCAUUCCAUCAAUCUGGUCCAAGCAGCUUGUGCCUGGGAUCUGCAGCAUCCCUAUAGCCUCUCUGCCACCUCUGGAGUGGCCUUUGCCCAGCCGUACAGACCAGUAUGAGCUACACAUCGAGAUGCAGCCUAAACCACACCACAGGGCACACUAUGAAACUGAGGGCAGCCGGGGAGCUGUGAAAGCUAUGACUGGUGGGCAUCCAGUGGUCCAGCUACAUGGAUAUAGAGGCAAAGAGCCGCUGGGGCUGCAGAUCUUCAUCGGCACGGCAGAUGAGCGGAUCCUGAAGCCUCACGCCUUCUACCAGGUGCAUCGCAUCACAGGCAAGACGGUGACAACAACCAGCUACGAGAAGAUGAUCAAUAGCACAAAGGUGUUAGAGAUCCCUCUAGAGCCAAAGAACAACAUGAAAGCAAUAAUUGACUGCGCUGGGAUUCUGAAGCUCAGGAACGCGGAUAUUGAGCUGAGGAAAGGCGAGACAGACAUCGGGCGGAAGAAUACCCGUGUGCGACUGGUGUUCCGCAUCCACAUUCCCCAACCAGGAGGUCAAUAUGUGUCUCUCCAAGUGGCAUCUCAACCCAUUGAGUGUUCCCAAAGAUCUGCACACGAGCUGCCCAUGGUGGAGAAGCAGGACAUGGACAGCUGUUCAGUGCUCGGAGGUCAGCAGAUGAUCCUGACAGGCCAGAAUUUCAGUGCUGACUCGAAAGUUAUUUUUACUGAGAAGACCCAUGAUGGACAGCAAAUUUGGGAGUUGGAAGCCACAGUUGACAAAGACAAAAGCCAGACAAGCAUGCUGUUUAUUGAAGUCCCUCCUUAUAGAGACCCAACCAUCUGCCAUCCUGCUAAGGUGAACUUCUAUGUGAUCAAUGGGAAGCGGAAACGCAGUCAGCCUCAGCACUUCACGUAUACACCUCUGCCAGUUUCUUCCAUAAAAACAGAACCACUGGAUGAAUAUGAAUCUGGACAAAUUGGAUAUAUGAUGUCCCAGACCUUGGGAGUUUCCCCACACUCCUAUUACCAUCACAACCCCCGUUCAGUCCUAACCUCGGAUAAUGGUUUACUCCCCAACAUGGCUUCCUGUCACCAGAAUCAUUCAGGAAUCUCCCCUUCAGACCCCUGCUUUCAGCAGCACAUUGUGUAUCCCCGUGCUGAGAAGAACCUAGGGCACAGCUUAUACAUCCAAACCGGAGUCAUGGUGCCAGAAGCCCAUCGCUCUGUCCUGGUCCAUACUGGUUCACCAGCCAAGUCCUCUCACUUGAUUGGUCAGCAACCCGUCAUCCAGUUUUCCCCCACCAACCAUCACUUGUUAAGAGGGGCCGAAAAUAUAACUCCACCAGCCCAGGAACUUCAGAACCUCUACUGUGAGGGCUACAGCCCACAAGGAACUCCGACAGCAGUGGCUUCACGUUCUCCUGCUACACCACAAGCCCCCCAAAGUCAGCAUUACUCCACUGUCAUUCAGCAACAGCCCUACACAAACAGGCUUCCAAAGGACAGGUCCCCUCCUGGGCAAGUCCAUCCACAAAGAUGUUCCUCUGCUGAGGAACAGAGAGCCUCUCUUCCUGGACGAGUCACUGUCAAGCAGGAGAACCUGGACCAGGCCUACCUGGAUGAUGUUAAUGAGAUCAUAAGGAAGGAUCUGACAGGAGUGCACGGCCGAGGGCAGACAUAAAGGAAAGGAUGCCACAGGAAGUAUGUGGGACUUGCAGUAGUGCCUUCUUCUUUCCCUGGAUCAGCUGCAGUUUUCAGGCACUGUCACCAGCGCUCACUUGGACUAUUUCUAUUCUCAAAAUAUUUUUGACCUCAGAACAUUUUGACACCAAGUAGAUUAUGCAUCAUAGCCCAGGCAAACAAAUACCUUUAAAACCAGCUUUUCUUUAGCAACAGUGUGUUCAUUUAUAAAGGCCUUGUAGUUUUAAAAUCUAGUAGUUACUGCUCAUGAAAUACAGCCAGGGUUAACCUUGUUUGUCAGUUGUCGGUAUCUUCUGCUCCCAUAGCCUUAAAAAUGACUUUAACCCAUUUUCAUUCUUGUUAUUUCAUAUUUCAUAGCUCACCUUGAUAACCUCUCAGUUUAGUCCAUCUGGAACAAUUGAAAGAGAUAAUAACUUUAUCUCCAAUAAAUUCAUUCUUUUUUAUUAGGAUUCUUUGAGACAGUCAGACAGCCUCUGUUUACAUUUGAUAUUUUAGAUAAUUAGUUAAUGAAAUAAAUAAAUCACAGUCCUUACUUUUGAUAAAUGUUACCAGUUUUUCUAUCAAAUCUUCAUUAUGAUAAAAGCUUCACUUUUUUUUCAAUUGCAACUAAAUGCACUGUUCUCACAGAGAAUCCUUUAAUGUAAAGUGUGCACUUCUUGCCAGUGAAUUAUAUUGACUUGUAUAUAGUUUCACUCAAAAUUGGAUUUUUAUUGACAAUAUGUAAUUAGAUAUUUUUGCAACAUCUGUACAUUUUUUUCUAAAUGCAUCUAUAGGGGCUGAGAGGAUACUGUAUAUCUACAUAAAACUCCAGACAAAAAAAACACAGAGCUGAAUUUAUUUUUCUCUAGCUAACUAUAUUAUGAUGUUUUGUGCCUUUAGCUAUGAAGCUGUAAGCAAAACCUUGGAAGCAGUUUACAGACGAGCAGAACAACAGUUUCAUAUCUUACAGAGCCUAGCGUGUCUUGCACUACAUUCAGACUCUAACAUCAUCUGGGGUCCUCAACUUCAUCUUGUACUUUGUAUUUCUACCUAUUGUCUUAAAGAUAUUGAAAUGUCUAUGACUUUUGACUAUUUUUAUAGUGAUAUUUACAACAGUUUUAUAAAAUCCAUGGCUUGCACAUGACGUUUCCUUGUUAUAAAUGUGUUUUGUUUUGUUUUUUUUUUUCUAUCUUUUUACUAACUUCUAUGCUUAUUGUGUUUUAUCUCAGAGUUGGAUUUGCCAUAAAUAAUAUGCUGAGCAUAUGAUAUGACAUGUUUAAAUUGAUUUUAAUCAUCUAAAUUCAAAUCUUAUACAUUGGUGUCACCUUGGUACAUCACAUUUAGUAACCAAAUGCUGUUUAAUUUUUUUUUUUUUUUAAUAUAAAAUGUGAGAUGUGAAAUAAGAGUCUGAAUCUGAUAAGAGUAAUGCUUUGUGUAUCCAUACAUUUAUUAUUAAUUUUUUUUUUUCAGAAUUAUUUCUUUAUUGUAUAAUUAUAUAUACAGACGGGUGACAAGUUAAGGAUCAGUAUUUUACCAGCUGAUUACCUUUAUCCAGAUUUUUAUCCGAAUGAGAAUGGUCUCUUUCAGGAAGACCUCGCCCCCUCUUACAGGGCACGAAUGCUCCCUGAAUGGGUUGAUGAGUAUGAAAAUAUAACUCAAAUGAUCUCCAGUGGGAGAUUUUGGACAGCACUCUCCUGCACCACCAUAAUCCAAACACCAAUUAAACCUUCAUUCCUCUAAAUACCAAAUUUCCAGAACCUGUGCCAAAGAUAUUCUGGUGGCUUUUGAUGGCCUACCAACUUACUAAGACACUUUAUUUUGUUUUUUUCAUUGACGUUUUUCACCCGUCUGUAUGUAUAAACUCAUACUGAAGCCAUUAUCUAAGCAUGGUGCUCUUAACAUCAUAGCAAACCCCUGAAUGUCGACUCAUUUUUAACUGUAAAUACGCUUGCCUAAAUAUGUAUAAAAUAUUUGUUUUACUUCUACUCUGUUAUAUUUUAUGAUAAGUCAAUUGGAAGUGGAGAAAAACCUUAAUUUUUUAGAGACAAAUCAUUUUUAUAAACCAGAUCGAUUGGUUUCUUGCCAUUUACCAUCAUGUAACCAUGGUUGUAGUAAUAAUAUAUGAACUGCAGAAUAGGUUAGCUAUUUUAUUAGAUUAAUAUAAAACAGUGCCAAUAUUUGCCAAAGAGGAGCUGUUAUAUCAUUUGUUAGCUUCAUGUAAAGGCUUUAUACCCGCCAGUUUUACUUAAUGCAGUCAUGAGGUGAAUGUUUAAUAGAUGAUGUCUGUCAAGAACAUAAGCAAUAAAUCUGAUUGAGGAACUGUU